GCACCAUCCGGUUCCCAGCUUCACACUUUUAGCAGUGAUUCUUCAGAGCAGCUAGUUUGCUAACUUAGCAGCCUGAACAACAACAACAAAAAAAAAAACCCAACAACGCGGAACUACCACAGAGCCGCGGAGGGACAGCUGAAUAUGGCAGAGCAUGAACCGCAGCAAGGAGAGCAGGACCUUGAGAAGAAAAUAGUGGAGAUCAGGCAGAGAUUCAAGAAUGAGUUACUCAAAGACUCAACAGAUAAGUAUGACUCCAGGGAUGUGGAGAGGAUUGAGCAGGAGGAUGCUCUGGUGGAAGCCUACCUCACAUGGAGAAUGUAUGUUGUUGAUGACACCUUGAAGAUGAUAGACGAAAGUCUACUCUGGAGAAAAGAGUUUGGGAUAAAUGACGUGAGCGAGGGCACCAUUCCCAGGUGGAUGUUUGAGAGCGGUGCCGUCUUCCUCCAUGGCUACGACAGAGAAGGCAACAAACUCUUCUGGUUUAAGGUGAAGCUGCACAUCAAGGAUGCAAAAACAGUCGUGGACAAGAAGAAGUACGUCGCCUUCUGGCUGGAGCGGUACGCAAAGAAGGAACCCGGGAUGCCGCUCACCGUGGUGUUUGAUAUGACGGAGUCCGGCCUUAGCAAUAUUGACAUGGACUUUGUGAAGUAUGUCAUCAAUUGCUUCAAAGUAUACUAUCCAAAGUUUUUAUCUAAAAUGAUCAUAGUGGAAAUGCCUUGGAUCAUGAACGCGGCAUGGAAGAUUAUAAAGUCCUGGUUGGGACCAGAAGCCAUCGCAAAGCUGAAGUUUGCAACCAAAGCUGAGAUUCACACAUAUAUUGGUGCAGAGCACCUGCCGCCUCACCUGGGUGGAUCGGUAUGCUCCUGUGUUUUUCGUCACCCCCCUCGAUGUGCUCAAUUCUCGGAUUUGCUUCAUUUAGAAAAUAAAUGUUAGAAUCGGCUAAUAUUG
Molecule: messenger RNA, 951 nt
Organism: Poecilia latipinna (sailfin molly)
Lineage: Eukaryota; Metazoa; Chordata; Actinopteri; Cyprinodontiformes; Poeciliidae
Product: motile sperm domain-containing protein 2-like
Exons: 8
Coding region: 145-936 (263 amino acids)
Cellular component (GO): endomembrane system; endoplasmic reticulum-endosome membrane contact site
Source: RefSeq, a predicted model, not a curated record